AUGGAUGACUUUGUCCUGAGCUGUUCAGAGUCCUGCCAGCCAUCCUACAGAGCCGCCAGCCAUCCUACAGUCCUGUCAGCCAUCCCACAGUCCUUUCUGCCAGCCAUCCCACAGUCCUGUCAGCCAUCCCACAGAGCCGCCAGCCAUCCCACAGUCCUGUCAGCCAUCCCACAGUCCUGUUCCAGCCAUCCCACAGUUCCUGUCAGCCAUCCCACAGUCCUGUCAGCCAUCCCACAGAGCCGCCAGCCAUCCCACAGUCCUGUAAGCCACCCCACAGCCCUGUCAGCCAUCCCACAGCCCUGUCAGCCAUCCCACAGUCUUGUCAGCCAUCCCACAGUCCUGUCAGCCAUCCCACAGAGCCGCCAGCCAUCCCACAGUCCUGCCAGCCAUCCUACAGUCCUGUCAGCCACCCCUACAGUCUUGUCAGCCAUCCUACAGUCCUGUCAGCCAUCCCACAGCACUGCCAGCCAUCCCACAGUGCCGCCAGCCAUCCCACAGUCCUCCCAGCUAUCCUACAGUCCUGCCAGCCAUCCCACAGAGCCGCCAGCCAUCCCAUCAGCCGCCAGCCAUCCCACAGUUCUGCCAGCCAUCCUACAGUCCUGCCAGCCAUCCCACAGAGCUGCCAGCCACCCCACAGUCUUGUCAGCCAUCCCACAGUCGUCAGCCAUCCCACAGCACAGCCAGCCACCCCACAGUCUUGUCAGCCAUCCCACAGAGCCGCCAGCCACCCCACAGUCUUGUCAGCCAUCCUACAGUCCUGCCAGCCAUCCCACAGUCCUACCACAGCCAUCCCACAGUCCUGCCACAGCCACCCCACAGUCUUGUCAGCCAUCCCACAGUCCUGUCCAGCCAUCCCACAGCCCUGCCACACCACAGUCUUGUCAGCCAUCCCACAGGAGCCGCCAGCCACCCUACAGUCUUCUCAGCCAUCCCACAGUCCUGUCAGCCAUCCCACAGAGCCGCCAGCCACCACCCCACAGUCUUGUCAGCCAUCCCACAGAGCUGCCAGCCAUCCCACAGCACUGCCAGCUAUCCCAGAGCAGCCACAUCCCACAGUCCUGCCAGCCAUCCCACAGAGUUGCCACACCCCCUACAGCUCUGUCAGCCAUCCUACAGAGCCAGCCACCACAGUCUUGUCAGCCAUCCCACAGUCUUGUCAGCCAUCCUACAGAGCUGCCAGCCACCCCACAGUCUUGUCAGCCAUCCCCACAGUCUUGUCAGCCAUCCCACAGAGCCGCCAGCCACUUCACAGUCUUGUCAGCCAUCCCACAGUCUUGUCAGCCACCCCACAGAGCCGCCAGCCACCCCACAGUCUUGUCAGCCAUCCCACAGAGCUGCCAGCCAUCCCCACAGCACUGCCAGCCAUCCCACAGGAGCCGCCAGCCAUCCCACAGUUCUGCCAGCCAUCCUGACGGCGCCGCCAGCCACCCCACAGUCUUGUCAGCCAUCGUACAGAGCUGCCAGCCACCCUACAGUCUCUUGUCAGCCAUCCCACAGUCCUGCCACAUCCACAGAGCCGCCAGCCAUCCCACAGUCUUGUCAGCCAUCCCACAGUCCUGUCAGCCAUCCACAGAGCCGCCACCAUCCCACAGUCCUGCCAGCCAUCCCACAGUGCCAGCCACCCCACAGUCUUGUCAGCCAUCCCACAGUCCUGUCAGCCAUCCUCCAGUCCUGUCAGCCAUCCCACAGAGCUGCCAGCCAUCCCACAGUCCUGCCAUCCCACAAGAGCCGCCAGCCGCCCUAAGGUCUUGUCAGCCAUCCCACAGUCCUGUCAGCCAUCCCACAGUCCUGUCAGCCACCCUACAGUCUUCAGUCAGCCAUCCCACAGUUCUGCCAGCCAUCCCACAGUCCUGUCAGCCAUCCUACAGUCCUGCAGCCACCCCACAGUCUUGUCAGCCAUCCUACAGAGCCGCCAGCCACCGUAAGGUCUUGUCAGCCAUCCUGACUGUCCUGUCAGCCAUCCCACAGUCCUUCCUGUCAGCCAUCCCACAGUCCUGUCAGCCAUCCCACAGUCCUGGCAGCCACCCCACAGUCUUGUCAGCCAUCCCACAGAACCGCCAGCCACGAAGGUCUUGUCAGCCAUCCCACAGUCCUGUCAGCCACCCUACAGUCUUGUCAGCCAUCCCACAGUUCUGUCAGCCAUCCCACAGUCCCUGUAGCCAUCCCACAGUCCUGUCAGCCAUCCCACAGUCUGUCAGCCAUCCCACAGUUCUGUCAGCCAUCCCACAGUCCUCGUCAGCCAUCCCACAGUCCUGUCAGCCACCAACAGUCUUGUCAGCCAUCCCACAGGUUCUGCCAGCCAUCCCACAGUCCUGUCAGCCAUCCUACAGUCCUGUCAGCCAUCCCACAGUCCUGUCAGCCAUCCCACAGUCCUGUCAGCCACCCUACAGUCCAGUCAGCCAUCCCACAGUUCUGUCAGCCAUCCCACAGUCCUGUCAGCCAUCCCACAGUCUUGUCAGCCAUCCCACAGUCCUGUCAGCCACCGUACAGUCCUGUCAGCCAUCCCACAGUCCUGUCAGCCACCCUACAGUCUUGUCAGCCAUCCCACAGUUCUGUCAGCCAUCCCACAGUCUCUGUCAGCCAUCCCACAGUCCUGUCAGCAAUCCUACAGUCCGUCAGCCAUCCCACAGUCCUGUCAGCCACUGCACAGUCUUGUCAGCCAUCCUACAGUCCUGUCAGCCAUCCCACAGUUCUGUCAGCCAUCCUCCAGUCUCCUGUCAGCCAUCCCACAGUCCUGUCAGCCAUCCUACAGUUCUGUCAGCCAUCCCACAGUCCUGUCAGCCAUCCCACAGUCCUGUCAGCCACCCUACAGUCCAGUCAGCCAUCCUACAGUCUUGUCAGCCAUCCCACAGUCCUGUCAGCCAUCCCACAGUCUUGUCAGCCAUCCCACAGUACUGUCAGCCACCCUACAGUCCUGUCAGCCAUCCUACAGUCCUGUCAGCCACUGACAGUCCGUCAGCCACCCCACAGUCUUGUCAGCCAUCCCACAGUCCUGUCAGCCAUCCCACAGUCCUGUCAGCCAUCCCACAGUCCUGUCAGCCACCCCACAGUCCUGUCAGCCAUCCUACAGUUCUGCCAGCCACCACAGUCUUGUCAGCCAUCCCAGUUCUGUCAGCCAUCCCACAGUCCUGUCAGCCAUCCCACAGUCCUGUCAGCCAUCCCACAGUACUGUCAGCCACCGUACAGUCCUGUCAGCCAUCCCACAGUCCUGUCAGCCACCCUACAGUCUUGUCAGCCAUCCCACAGUUCUGUCAGCCAUCCCACAGUCCUGGCAGCCACCCACAGUCUUGUCAGCCAUCCCACAGAGCUGCCAGCCACCGUAAGGUCUUGUCAGCCAUCCUCAGUCCUGCUCUCAGCCAUCCUACAGUCUUGUCAGCCAUCCCACAGUCCUGUCAGCCAUCCUACAGUCCUGUCAGCCAUCCCACAGUCCUGCUCAGCCACCCUACAGUCUUGUCCAGCCAUCCCACAGUCCUGUCAGCCAUCCCACAGUCCUGUCAGCCAUCCCACAGUCCUGUCAGCCAUCCUACAGUCCUGUCAGCCAUCCCACAGUCCUGGCAGCCACCCUACAGUUUGUCAGCCAUCCCACAGAGCCGCCAGCCACCGUAA
Molecule: messenger RNA, 3606 nt
Organism: Homarus americanus (American lobster)
Lineage: Eukaryota; Metazoa; Arthropoda; Malacostraca; Decapoda; Nephropidae
Product: proline-rich extensin-like protein EPR1
Exons: 3
Coding region: 1-3606 (1201 amino acids)
Source: RefSeq, a predicted model, not a curated record